AUGGGGGCGGCCCCGGCCCCGGCCCCGGCCCCGGCCCCGGCCCCGGGAGGCGUGGGGCGCCGAAGGGAAGUCGUGGGGCGGGGCCCGGCGUCCCCCCUGGCGCGCCCCCGCGCAGAGUCCCGGCGUCCGGCGGCGGCGCGCGGCAUCACCCCACUGGCGGCGGCGCGCCUGGUCCCGGGGCGCAGCCCUGACGCUCAUUGGCCUGGGCGGCGCAGCCAAGCUGUCAGCCCAUGUGGCGUGUCCGCGCGGGGACGGCAGCGGUUAAAUAGCGCCGGCGCGGACCUAGAGGGAGCCAGAGAGACGGAAGCGGCCCGGCCUCCCCUCCGCCGCGCGCUCCAUCCUCGCUCUCCCUCCGCCGCCCACGCCACCGCCCGCGCCCAGACCAGGUACGAGCGGCCAGGCCGGGCCGAGGUCGGGAGUUGGUUGCCGGGGACCGGAGUCCUGGGGCCGGGCAGGGGCCGGGGCGGGGGUGGUGCGGUCAGGCUCGAGGGGGCGCCGCCGGCCCUCAUCUUCCGGCCUUGGGCGCGCGUCGUCCGGCGCGCCAGUGGUGAGGGGUCGUCCCGCACAGCCUGCCCUGGUCUCGGGGUCCGAGCCCCCGGUCUGGAUAUUCGAGCCCCACGGGGCGCCCGAGGCCGGGCGGCGAAAGGCCCUCGCGGCAUGCCCCAGGCCCGGCGGGGCAGGUGGGCGGAUGGCGAGGGGCGGACGCCCAAGAGAGCCGCGAACAGCCAUUUUGGUCUUGGGCUGGGCCGGGCGGUUGCGGACCCUCGGGGGCCUGUAGGAGCCCCCAGCCGCCCGGUGUGCGCCCAGCUCCCGCCGCCCAGAAGGGCCUCGUUUCGGGCCGGGCCGCCGAGCCCCUCCAUCCGCGGCGUCCCCCCACCUCCGGUUGCGGGAUAG
Molecule: messenger RNA, 894 nt
Organism: Eubalaena glacialis (North Atlantic right whale)
Lineage: Eukaryota; Metazoa; Chordata; Mammalia; Artiodactyla; Balaenidae
Product: skin secretory protein xP2-like
Exons: 2
Coding region: 1-894 (297 amino acids)
Source: RefSeq, a predicted model, not a curated record